GCUCGGAAUUUGGGAUUUGAAAUUGGACAGUGGCCAAUGAGUGUCCCCGGAGUUAGGAAUAUGUGCCUGGAUAUCCCACACUACACUUUUACACUCUAUGGAGGGGUUGUGGAGAGAAAAUGGUAAGAAGUGACCUCAUCGGUCGGUCGAUCGGUGCCCAAGUGUUGAAUCGGUGCAGUAUUUAUUGGGCUUGAGUCUGCUUUGAUCUUGUGUUCUUUUAUCUGUCCAAGUGCCAUCUUUGAUAUCUUUUACGGAGUAUUUAAUUUAAUAUCCUUAUUUCUCUUCUUCUCCUCUGAUCUAAGCGCUUUCCCCGCCUACCAUUGGCACUAGUCCCCCUCAUCGCGGCUAGCGGUUAAUUGGCAUCUUCUUUGCACUUCAGCCGGUCUUCUUCUCUUCUUCUCUUCUCUAUCUCCCUUUAAUCAUCUUUAAUCUUUCUCGUCUUCUGAUUUAUCUACAAAAGCAUUCAAAAUGGCCACCCCUACCAGUCCCACGGCUACCCUCCCCACCCGUUCCUCGACUAUCCGCAGCACCGCUACCGACACGGCUACUCGUCGGACAUCCGUGAGUGAUGACGAGGCCAUCCCGGACUCGGACAGCAGUGAGACGACAAACCUCCUCGUCGAACGUCUCCGGGCUUGGAAGCACAUGUGCGGAUACUUGGAGGAUUAUGUUAGUGUGACGGCCAAGGUGCAGAAGUCGCAGUCGAAGGACUAUGAGAAGAUUCUCAAGUCCGUUAGCGACCCCUUGAAAGAGGGACACCACUUCUCUCAGAGCACCGGCGGUAUUGCGAGCCUGUUGGAGAACAUCCGGGCCAACACUCAGGGAAUUGUGAACAUGCACUUGGACACCGAGAAGAACCUCAAGGGCUCUAUCCUCCCCGUUCUCGAGCGUCUGCAUAAGGAAAUCAAGGCCAAGGGGAAGGAGGUGCAGAGCGGUGCGUCCAAGGGUGCCAAGGCUGUCGACAAGGCUCGCGGUGUCACGCAGAAGCAUAUCGAGCUGCUGGCUCAGCAGGUGGCAUCUUUUGAUUCGGCGGCUGGAAACAAGUUUGAUCAUUAUCACGACCCCUACCUGCUGCGUCGGGGGGUCAACCACCGCCUGAACAAACAGGUCAUCGAGGAGAACAACAACCGUCAGGACAUCAUCGCGGUGCAGAACAACUUUCAGCAGUUUGAAGCACACGUCAUCCAGACUGCCCAGGGCGCUCUGGAACAGUUCUUCACAUUCAUGGGCGGCCAGCUGGACCGCCAGAAGAACAUGUACGCCGACAUCCUGGGCUCCGCCCAGCGCGUGCCCCCAGACUUCGAAUGGGUCAACUUCAUGACCCGCAACGACCACGUCCUCGUGAACCCUGACUCCCCGCCCCGCUCCCUCUCCAAUAUCAACUUCCCCAACCAAGACCACCGCGCCACAAAUGCCCUCAUCGAGGGCUCGCUCGAACGCAAGUCCCGCGCCAUGAUCAAGGGCUACAACUCAGGCUACUACGUCGUGUCCCCGGCGCGCUACCUCCACGAAUUCAAAGAUGAUGACGACUUCCGCCGCGACCCCGCCCCCGAACUCUCCCUUCACCUUCCCGACUGCGUCAUCGGCGCCAUCGAUGGCACCAAGUUCAGCGUCAAGGGCAAAGAUGUAUCCGGCAGCAAGGUCGGAAACGCCUUCCACACCACCACCGAACUCCAAUUCAAGGCCCACACCCCCUCCGACGCAGAGAAAUGGUGGACAGUCAUCAAGGACGCUUCCCGCGGCCCUACCCAUGUCAAUACCUCCGCCAGCACAACCAGCACCCCUGCUUCCCCCGCCGUAACGACGCCCGCUACCCCCGCUGCUGAAAGCAGUGCCGCUGCUGCUACCCCUGCGGAGAACCACCCGCCCGCCUACAGCGAGAAGAACGGCGAGCAAGCCGGUGCUGCCGCUGCUACUCCCUCGCUCGACACCAAGGCUGCCACGGAGUCUCAGGCUCCAGCCCAGACGCCCACCUCGCCGGCUCCUACUACCGGCUCUGGUAAUGGACAUUUCCACAUGGGUCCUGGGGGUAGCGCUGUUGGUGAGGGUGAGAAGAAGGCUUGAUUUUCUUUUUUUGUGUUUUUUUUGUGUGUGUAUGGUUUUUUUUUUUUUUUUUUUUUUUUCCUUUUCUUUUCUUUU
Messenger RNA from Aspergillus glaucus CBS 516.65, 2139 nucleotides. RefSeq names its product PH domain protein. The transcript has 3 exons. Bases 469 to 2064 code for a protein of 531 amino acids. NCBI's taxonomy places the organism in Eukaryota, Fungi, Ascomycota, Eurotiomycetes, Eurotiales, Aspergillaceae. The record is from RefSeq and is a predicted model, not a curated record.